AUGGAAAUUAUAAAAUGGAAAGAAUAUUUCCUUUACUUCUUUAAUAGAUGUCAAAAUGAGUAUAUGUUAUUUAUGAUUAUUAUUAUUGUGAAAUUUAUAUAUUAAUAGUAGAAACUUAGUCUCCAACAAAACCAUGUUGCAUUUUUUAAACUAAAGCAAUCUAAAGUGUUGAACCAUCAUUUAUACAAAUUAAAUUUUAAAUAUCAUCAUCUAGAAUUUAUAUUGUUAAAGUUUUGA
Messenger RNA from Paramecium tetraurelia, 237 nucleotides. RefSeq lists its product as uncharacterized. The record is from RefSeq and is a predicted model, not a curated record. NCBI's taxonomy places the organism in Eukaryota, Ciliophora, Oligohymenophorea, Peniculida, Parameciidae. The transcript has a single exon.